Messenger RNA from Vairimorpha ceranae, 162 nucleotides. RefSeq lists its product as hypothetical. The transcript has a single exon. Bases 1 to 162 code for a protein of 53 amino acids. The record is from RefSeq and is a predicted model, not a curated record. Lineage: Eukaryota; Fungi; Microsporidia; Nosematidae.
AUGGAUUUUGAUACAAAUAUAGAAAUAAUUGAUAAAUCUGAAAUAAGUAUCUAUAAUUUGAAAUCUUGUAUUGAUGAUUAUUUAGAAAAUAAUAAUAUCAACAGUAUACAUAAAAUCUUUUUUGAUGAAUUAAUUGAUUAUAUUAAUGAACAUAUUAAAUAA